AUGGCACCCGCAACGAUGCCUUCGGCACCCGCCGAGAAGUGGGAUGACGGUACCAAGGACUAUGUCCCCGUCCGCAGUUCCAGGACCGACCCCAAGAAGCCUCACAUCACCAGCCAGCCCAUUACUUGGGGUAACUGGUGGCUUCACGUCAACUGGCUCAACACAUUUUUCAUCCUCAUCGUUCCCGCCAUUGGCCUCGUCUCUUCCUACUGGGUUCCGCUCCAGUGGAAGACGGCUGUCUUCUCUGUCGUUUACUACUUCAACACUGGUCUGGGUAUCACAGCAGGCUACCAUCGCCUUUGGGCUCACUCCUCCUACAAGGCCUCUCUGCCCCUGAAGAUCUACCUCGCCGCUGUCGGCGCAGGUGCCGUUGAGGGCUCCAUCCGCUGGUGGUCCCGCGAGCACCGAGCUCACCAUCGCUACACCGACACUGUCAAGGAUCCUUACUCUGUCCGCAAGGGUCUUCUGUACUCUCACCUUGGCUGGAUGGUCAUGAAGCAGGACCCCAAGCGUACCGGCCGUACCGAUAUCACCGAUCUCAACGAGGACCCCGUCGUCAUGUGGCAGCACAUUCACUUCCUCAAGUGUGUGCUGACCAUGGGCGUCAUCUUUCCCACUCUGGUCUGCGGUCUCGGCUGGGGUGACUGGCUUGGUGGCUACGUCUACGCCGGCAUUCUCCGCAUUUUCUUUGUUCAGCAGGCUACUUUCUGCAUCAACUCCCUCGCCCACUGGAUCGGCGAUCAGCCCUUCGACGACCGCAACAGCCCUCGCGACCACAUGAUCACUGCUCUCUUCACCCUUGGUGAGGGCUACCACAACUUCCACCACGAGUUCCCCUCGGACUACCGCAACGCCAUUCAGUGGUGGCAGUACGACCCCACUAAGUGGAUGAUCUGGACCUGGAAGCAGCUUGGCCUCGCCUCCGACCUCAAGCAGUUCCGUGCCAACGAGAUUGAGAAGGGACGUGUCCAGCAGCUCCAGAAGAAGCUUGACCAGAAGCGUGCCACCCUCGACUGGGGCAUUCCUCUCGAGCAGCUCCCUGUUGUCGACUGGGAUGACUUUGUUGCCCAGAGCAAGGAGGGCAAGGGUCUUAUCGCUGUCGCUGGUGUCAUCCACGACGUGACCGACUUCAUCAAGGAUCACCCCGGUGGGCGCGCCCUCAUCAACUCUGCCAUCGGCAAGGAUGCUACCGCUAUAUUCAAUGGCGGUGUUUACCUUCACUCCAACGCCGCUCACAACCUUCUCUCCACCAUGCGCGUUGGCGUGCUCCGCGGCGGCUGCGAGGUUGAAAUCUGGAAGCGUGCUCAGUUCGAGAACAAGGACAUGACCUACGUCACCGACUCAUCCGGCCAGCGUAUUGUCCGCGCCGGCGACCAGCUCACUCGUGUUGCUCAGCCCACCAAGGGCGCCGAUGCCGCGUAA
This is a messenger RNA of Verticillium dahliae VdLs.17, 1422 nucleotides long. RefSeq names its product acyl-CoA desaturase. Gene Ontology annotation, molecular function: iron ion binding; heme binding; stearoyl-CoA 9-desaturase activity. Gene Ontology annotation, biological process: unsaturated fatty acid biosynthetic process. NCBI's taxonomy places the organism in Eukaryota, Fungi, Ascomycota, Sordariomycetes, Glomerellales, Plectosphaerellaceae. The record is from RefSeq and is a predicted model, not a curated record. The transcript is spliced from 2 exons. The coding region runs from base 1 to 1422 and encodes 473 amino acids. Gene Ontology annotation, cellular component: endoplasmic reticulum membrane.